AUGAGUAUAACAAUAGUCGGAGCAGGCAUUGCAGGCACAUCAUGUGCCAUUGCGCUUACCAAAUGGAUGCAAGAACCACCUGACAUCACGAUCCUUGAAAUCAGGUCAAAACCGCAAACGAUAGGGGGCGCUAUCGGACUCACACCAAAUGCUGUUCGGGCUUUGCACCAUCUUGACGUACUCAAGCACAUACAGGAGCAUCGAUUCGGCAACAGCGUCGGGAGCAUUCAGCUUUUCAACGUCUACACUGCAUCUAGCCUUGGCGCCAUCUCGUUCACGGGUCCGGAUGGCAAUGGCAUUGGUGACCCACCUUUCAAAGGUCUACGCAUCCUCAGGUCAGAAUUGCUCGAUGCUCUGAUGCGGACGGCCAAAGCACUCCCCAAUGUCAAGAUCCAAUUCGGCAUCGACAUCACGACUUUCACCGAGCAUGCUGAAGGUGUCACGAUCGGAUUUACGAAUGUGCGUUCCUUACACGUGGAGCCCGACCGCAAGCCGACUUACACCGGCAUCGCAGGCGUCAGUGGCUUCUCACAGGUGCCUGGCGGUGUCCACCUCAGCUGGGAAGACACAGGCCUCUGCCAGUCUACCAGUGGGAGCCUUUUGUGCAGCUAUUUCGAGCCUUCACGGACCAAGCAAUUUCUGGGUGCAGUCAUGGAGACUGAGGACGUGAAGUCGAAGGAAGGUUGGUACGCCGCGGGCAGAGAGCAAGAGGUUCUGAAGGCAAGGGUCGAGAAGGCAUAUCUAAGUGGCGAUGUCAAGAUGCCAGGGGUCUCGAAACUGGUCAAGGCAAGUCAUGGCUGGAGUCUAUGGCCAGUUUACACGCUGCCACCAAAGGGCACGUGGUCUACGAAGAGAACUAUCCUCAUCGGCGAUGCUGCUCAUGCUAUGCCGCCUCAAGGCGAAUCAGCUGGUAUCGCACUCGAGGACUCGAUCGUACUCGGUCGCGUUUUCUCAAGACUGAUCGAUAGCAGCGAAGAGAAAAUCAGCUCCUGCUUCGCCGCAUACGAGCGCCUGCGACGGCCCCGUGUGGACGAGGCAUACGCACAAUCAACGUGGGGCUGGAGCACGCAAAAGGACUCAGGUUGGCUGAUGUUCCAAUUCCGCUGCUGGCUCACGUGGAUCUUCCUCCCCUGGACCGCGAAAUCUCGAGCCAUACGUCAUGCAGAAGACCUUGCCACGAAAGACCUCGGGCUAGAAUGA
Molecule: messenger RNA, 1200 nt
Organism: Cyphellophora attinorum
Lineage: Eukaryota; Fungi; Ascomycota; Eurotiomycetes; Chaetothyriales; Cyphellophoraceae
Exons: 3
Coding region: 1-1200 (399 amino acids)
Molecular function (GO): monooxygenase activity
Source: RefSeq, a predicted model, not a curated record